CAGGGCACGUCUUCAUGUGGAAGAAAUGACUGGACUAAUCCAUGAGCUACAGGAGUAAGAAGCUGCACUUAAGAUGUUCUCCUCUGAAACUGUGCUGUUGUGUUCUGAGUGCAUGAUGUUCAACACAAACAUGUCACCGAAACAAACACAACAUCAUGUUUUGUUUUCACACUGUAUGCACACACUACUGUUUUUUAUUCACAUUUGUAAUAUCUGUCAAAAGAAGGCAGGGCUUUUCCAAAAAAGAGGAGGAAAAAACAACAACAACAAGCAGUGCUACACUAUAUGCUGACUGACCUAAACAGCAUUGUUUUUUAGUUUGUUUUCAUAAAAGCAAAAAAAUGUUGAGUGAGCUGGAUUAUACCGGAGCCAGGCAACCGUUCACAUGAAUAAAUCAAUCAAAAGGGACAGAAGUAAAUAUCUGAGGAGGCAUAAUCCGUGAUUGUUUCCCGGAGCAGCCCACAGCUGUCCUGCAGACUAAAUGAAAAAAGCCGCAAGUGGCAACAGCAGCGAGGGAUUACGAGCUCAUCAUCUUCCAGCGAGCGCAGCGGCGGACUCCAUUCCUCCUCAUGAUCUGGGAUGGGAUUUUGUAGGGACUGGAAUCGUUUGGGUCAUGGGUUCUGCCUGCUACACAGCAGAGAGAGUGCGGUUCCCCGAGGUCCCGCUGAACUCCAGACAGCGAGGGUCUCUCCAGAAGAACAGUCUUUCUGUGUCUCGGGGGCUGCUGCGCUCCAGCAGUGACAUGAACCUGGUGACGCGUGCCGUGAGUCCAGAGCAGCUCAGUCUGUCACCGCAGAAGAUGCAGAGAGACCCGAGCGGACGGGGAAAGAUGACGGGCCGCGGCGGCAGAACCGUCCCGAGCAGCCAUUCCCUGUCCAUCAGCCUGGAGGACGAGCAGAGCGUGCCGCAGAAAUGUGUCAAUGGCAGGCCGUGUGGCCAGAGCUCCAGGAGGAAGCUGUACAGUGCUGUUCUCGGACGUUAUUUCAUCGCCGUGCGCUCAUACCAAGCCCAAGCUGGCGGAGAACUCAGCCUGCACAAGAAUGACAGGGUCAGAGUUCUGAGCGUUGGUGAAGGGGGAUACUGGGAGGGCUGCUGUCGAGGGAAUGUGGGCUGGUUCCCUGCCAGGUGUCUGGAAGAGAUUCCUGUCAAACCUGACAAAGAGAGACCAAAGAGCAGAAUGGAGCUCAGUGACAGGAAAAAACUCUUCAGACAUUUCACUGUCGGUUCCUAUGACAGCAUGGACAGCGACUGUGUGACCGAGCAGAAAACGGUGGUUUUACAGAAGCAGGAGAACGAAGGCUUCGGGUUUGUGCUGCGAGGAGCUAAAGCAGACACACCCAUCGAGGAGUUCAUCCCGACUCCUGCGUUCCCCGCGCUGCAGUACCUGGAGUCUGUGGAUGAGGACGGCGGCGCCUGGCAGAUGGGGCUCCGCUCGGGAGACUUUCUCAUUGAGGUCAACCAUCAGAAUGUGGUGAAGAUGGGACACCGGCAGGUCGUUAACAUGAUUAAACAUGGAGGAAACCGACUCGUCCUUAAAGUGGUGACGGUGAGCAGGAAUCCCGAACAAGACGACAAAACCCGUAAAAAAGCUCCUCCUCCACCGAAGAGAGCCCCAACAACUGCACUCUCAAUGAGAUCCAAGUCCAUGACAUCGGAACUAGAAGAAUUAGAUAAAUUUAAAGAGACUGCGAUGCCACAGAAGCUUCUGCAUGAAAAAGGAUCAUUGGACAAAAUUGCCAUGAACAACCCCCGCCCCUCGAGUCGCUUUUUGGCCUCACCUAUGGAUUUUAAUCCAUCUACGUCUGAAAGGCCAGGAUUUGCUGUAGUUCCCCCUAGUGUUCCUGGAAGAUCCCAUGGAAGUUAUGUUUGUGUGCCAAAAAGCUGUAUGAGAAGACAAAAGUCCACUGGAAUUGCAGGAGAAGAAAAGAAGCUCCUGAUACCUCCACUGCUGAAGUUCACCAGAAGUCUCUCUAUGCCUGACACUUCUGAGGAUAUUCCCCCACCUCCAGGUGUCUCUCCUCCAUCCCCACCUUACAACCUCAGUACUCCUAUGGUACAAGGAUAUGAGCCCAACCAGCCCAUUUACACACAGAACUCAACAGGCAGAUACCACACUAUAGACAGAGAUCUAGUCGGGUACCAUCGUCAGCACUUUGAACAAUAUGACUGUCAAACUCCUUCAGCUGCCCAGCAAAACAUGUGUUCCCAUAACAGGGCCCAUGGGCUAGAGAACCCAUAUUCAGACAUAGUGGACAAAACUUUGUAUAUCCCACCAAAACCAGCUCGUAGGAAGGGUAUAUUGAUAAAGCAGCCAAGUAUUGAGGAUAGCCCUGAGAAAACAAGUUCAAUCCCAGUACCAACCAUUAUUGUGAAAGAGCCUUCGACUAGCAGUAGUGGCAAAAGCAGCCGGGGAAGUAGCAUGGAAAUUGAGACUAGCACCUCUGAGCAGCCAGGCCAACUACGACCAGACGGCAGUGUCAUCAAGAGCAACCCUUUUGCAGCUGCUAUUGCAGGGGCAGUACGUGACCGUGAGAAGCGGCUUGAAGCACGCAAGAACUCCCCAGCCUUCCUGUCGAUGGAUCUCGGAGACGAGGAUCCAUUUAUCCCUACCUCUCGUUUACGCCAAUCUAUGUCCAUAGAUGAAGGCAUGUUUGCCAGCGAUAAGAGUUUACAAAAGCUUAUGGCUCCACCAGCUUCUUUAUUAGAGGGCCAGCAAAUCAGAAGUGGAGGCAACAUGACUGACUUUACCAUCCCAGAACCAACAACUGAGCCACUCACAACACACACCGGGAGCUGCCCCAAUACAGACGGUCCCAUCAGUCUCGAUGGAGAUUUCCAAAACCAGACCUCAGGAAAGACUCAUGAUAUUUGUCCACACUUGGCUCUGGGUCUAGCUGCAAGUAAUAGAGCUCAGAAGGAGCAAGUGCAACCCCCUCUUCUUCCACCUAAAGGAGAACCUCACAAAGCAAACCUCAACCAGCCACUCUUCAUAUACACCAAGCUACAGUCCAAUAUUGAAGCCAACUUUGUUGCCACAGCUGCAGUGGGUCAAGCAAAAGAUUGUGGAGGUUCGUCUAGACACACAAAAGAGUACAAUCAUGAAACAGAAAGGGCGAAGGAAUGUAAUCCAUCCGAGCAGUUGAAAAACAUCAAUAACACAUCACAACAGCAGUCAGUGGGGCUCCUCAUGGUCCACACACAAGAUAAGGCCAAGCCACAAGUAAACACUCAGCCUGAUAAAUUAGAACAAGAAGAGUCCCCUGGAAUAGAUAGUGCACCCAUUGAUUCCAACGUCAAACGUACAGCCUACAACUCCCAUCCACCUCAUACGAGGAAUGCUGUCACCUCUGCCACCUCUGUGGAGGAGCCUGUCAGGUUUACCUGUACCAUUCCUCCUCCCCCAAUGACCUCGGUGGAAAUUGAUGAGGAGUUUGAACCCUUGCCUCCGCCUCUGGAGUUUGCCAACAGCAUUGAUGUUCCUGAGGACCAGGUAGUAGAGAUUCUCACACAAAAAAAGAUUAAUGCAACAAUAGGACCUGUUUAUCAUUCACGUGCUUCUACAACUGACGGUGUAGAGUCCAAGUGUCUUUCGGGGCUUGUAAACUGCAGGACUCCUCACACCUACCCUCCACCACCUCCAGAAAUGUUUGAACCCGUCACGGACUCAGGCAUCGAGGAAGCCGACAGUCGGAACAAUGGGGACCCUCACUUUGAGGUCAAUAGUACAAUUUCCACAGUGUCCAGUAUCUCUACUCUUUCAUCAGAGGGAAUUGACGACACAUGUAUAGCCUAUGCAGACGGGCAGACUCUUUCGAUGGACAGACCACCUGUUCCACCAAAGCUAAAAAUGAAGCCCAUAAUCAAUAAAAGCAAUGCACUUUACAGGGACCCUUUGAUACACGAGAGCAUAGAGUUCUCUGGACAGACACCACCAGCCCCUCCGCCACCCCUGGGUUGUGGAGCACAAUCUGAGCUUCGCAAAAAGCUUGCUCAGCGAGGCACUAAACUGUGGGACCCCCAUGAGCUCCCGAACCCCCUCAAUGUAGAUCCUAAAUCCAAUGUGAUCAAUGAGCUUAGCUCCAAACUUCUGCAGAUGAACAAGGACAGAUUUCCAACACAGGGAGGGUCACCACCUGCAGGCUCCAGAAGCACUGGAUCAAGAGAGUGGACGGCCCAAGCCUCAACACCGAGACACUUGCCCCCUCAGGCUUCCAGUCCAGCCUCGCCUCCUCCUGAAUCUGGUCAUUGCUCUUCUCUCCCAGGCUCUGCCGCCUCUCCCACAUUAACAGAUGUGUUUAGCCUUCCAUCUCCACCCAUUGUGAAUGCAGAGCAAUGCUACAGCCUCAGCUCAGUCAGCAGUCGAUCGCCAUCCCUUCUCAUGCUGUUUCAGGCUUCAGACAAGCCCUUUGCUGACAAACCUGUCCUACUCUGGACCAAGCAUGAUGUAGCCGACUGGCUUGAAAGCCUGAACUUGCAGGAACACAAGAAGGCCUUCUUGGACAAUGAAAUCGAUGGCACCCACCUUCCCAACCUCCAAAAGGAAGACCUUGUAGACUUGGGUGUCACCCGUGUUGGUCACCGGAUGAACAUUGAAAGGGGUCUCAAACUUCUAAUGGACAGAUAAAGGGUGCAUACACUCGGUACAGUGCUUGACUUGGAUAAUGGCUUGAUCAAUCCCUCAUUUUCUCUAACUUCUUUCAGUCUAUCUGUGAUGCAUCUGUUGGAAAUCGUGGGACGAUGUUCCCUGUAUUGUGGUCAGAGGCACAGUAAGUACCAUGGAUGCAGAACUGCACUCAGGAACACUUCUAAGAGGACUUGUUCUUGCCAUCAAAAGCUCUGUUUAAAUGUCAGGAGUUUGUCUCACGUGGACAACUCUAAGCAGAAGCGCUUGAAGGUCCUUUUUUAUUUUACUUUUGAUACAGCUAUUUCUGGGAAAAUUUCAUUUCAGAUGAUUUCUGCAAGCAUUCUGUAUGUGGCAGAGAACAUGGAUACCCAGAAGAGCACUGUUGUUAGCUGAAAACAUUAAAUUCACUCAGGCUUUGACAGGAACAUGUAUUCACAUCCUUAAUAAAUGUUGGGUACAUCCCAGAUAAGUGCAAGGGAUGGUGGCACUUUAGCAUCUAUUUAUAUUUAUAGAUGCUUCUUGAUUUCCAUGAGAUUGAAUGAGGACGGAGUCACGUACAGCUUUGGUUUCCAUGUUGUCUGAUCCUGUCGGUGAAAAUUAAAUACACAUAUGCUUUUCCUAACUACGGAGCCCUGCACAUGACAUGCAAGAAAAAAUAAAUUGUGUGCACGAUUUACUAAUUUAUUCCCUGGAUGUACUAAAAUGUGCACACAAUAACUAUUUCGUUCCCUGGAUUUGCAAAAUCAUGCUCACAAUUUAAUAAUUUGUUCUCUCGAUUUAUAAAUCGUGCACAAUUUAUAAAUCGAGGGAAUGAAAUAGUAAAUCUUGCACACAUAGCCUAUUUUUUUCCUGCAUGCCAUGUGCGUGGCUCUGUACCUAACAUUUCCCGAAACAAAAAUAAUAUUAUUUGUGUUCUUGCUGCAGAUACGCCAAGAUAUAGAGAAUAAAAAAAAAUCAAUAAAUAAAAAAAAACAAGUCUUGAGAGGCAGAACGAUCUUAAUGAGAGCUUGUGGCGUAGCUCAUUAAUCAGGUGUAAUUAUUGUGCUUAUCAGCUGCCAUGGAUCACAUAACAUCUAUAUAAGCUUCACAUUAAGGUAGCGACUGAGCUUUUUUAUAUUGUGACUUGGUUGUAGAUUGCGAUAUUUAUUGUAUGAAGGUGGAUGUUAAUAUGAGGUUGCUGAGGACCAUUAGAAAGUAGAGGAGUUUAAACAGACGGAAUGACUGGAGAUUGACAUUUUGAAUAAAGAAAAUUACAAGGUCAAAACUAUUUUGAAAAAUGAAAUGUUAUGCAUAGAGGAAUACCUCACAAUACGACCAAUAACACAUUUAAAAGAGAAGCUUGGAAUUAAAUGGAAAUUCACUUAUUUUAAUGUGAGUUGCAGUUUUGGAGAGAUUCCCUGAGUCCGGUUGGUUUUCUUUCUUUGUCAGACACUAAACAGAGGCUGUAUUAAUCAGGUUUAGUUAAUAUAAAACUUGGAACCAUGUUUCUUAGCCAACAUACAAUAUAUAAAUUGAGUAAAUGAUUACUUUUUAAAUUUUUAUUUUUGUAUGUGCCACUCAUUGCAGUACUGAUAGUGGUAAUGUCUCUCAAACACACACACACACACAUAUAUAUAUAUAUAUAGUUAUUACCUGUUGCUGAGAUCCUGAGUGGUGACUCUCAGUAUGAGUGAAUAUAGAACAAUAUUUUCUAAAUGUGGGCUAGAAAUUAAAAAUCGCAAGCCUUUCCUAAAGGUUUGCCAAUACACUGCUGCUACUGUGAAAAUAGAUAUUUUACAAAACAGAUCAUCUUUGGAUAGCAUAUAAUACAA
This is a messenger RNA of Cyprinus carpio (common carp), 6435 nucleotides long. Its product is annotated as SH3 and multiple ankyrin repeat domains protein 2-like. Lineage: Eukaryota; Metazoa; Chordata; Actinopteri; Cypriniformes; Cyprinidae. Gene Ontology annotation, cellular component: dendritic spine; postsynaptic density; postsynaptic membrane. Gene Ontology annotation, molecular function: synaptic receptor adaptor activity; ionotropic glutamate receptor binding. Bases 482 to 4624 code for a protein of 1380 amino acids. The transcript is spliced from 13 exons. The record is from RefSeq and is a predicted model, not a curated record.